Podarcis lilfordi (Lilford's wall lizard) is the source of this 5643-nucleotide messenger RNA. The record is from the annotation of a GenBank genome assembly. Lineage: Eukaryota; Metazoa; Chordata; Lepidosauria; Squamata; Lacertidae.
GCCCCGCCUACCCGGGACAAGAUGGCGGCGCGGGCGCUGGUUCAGUACGUGGUGCUGAGGGGGGACCUUCGGCGGGAGCCCUUCUCGUGGCCCUUGGGCGCCUCGGUGGCGCAGGCCUGCCACGCGGCCCUGGCCGUGGUGCACGCGCACUACCACCACCCGGACACGGCGGCCUACCUGGCCCAGGGCGGCAGCAUGAGGACCGUCGUGCUCGAGGUGAGGGGGGGAAGGGCUUGGUUUGUUUAUUUAUGUAUUUGGUCGUUUAGUCGUGUCCGACUCUUCGUGACCCCCUGGACCAGAGCACGCCAGGCACUCCUGUCCUCCACUGCCUCCCGCAGUUUGGUCAAACUCAUAUUCGUAGCUUCGAAAACACCAUCCAACCAUCUCAUUCUCUGUCGUCCCCUUCUCCUUGUGCCCCCCUCCAUCUUUCCCAACACCAGGGUCUUUUCCAUGGAGUCUUCUCUUCUCAUGAGGUGGCCAAAGUCUUGGAGCCUCAGCUUCAGGAUCUGUCCUUCCAGGGAGCACUCAGGGCUGAUUUCCUUCAGAAUGGAGAGGUUGGAUCUUCUUGCAGUCCAUGGGACUCACGAGAGUCUCCUCCAGCACCAGAAUUCAAAAGCAUCCAUUCUUUGGCGAUCAGCCUUCUUUAUGGUCCAGCUCUCACUUCCAUACAUAACUACUGGGAAAACCAUAGCUUUAACUAUAGGGAUCUUUGUCGGCAAGGUGGUGUCUCUGCUUUUUAAGAUGCUGUCAAGGAUGCUGUUUAUGUAUUUAGGAUGCUGUUUAUGUAUUUACAUUCCACCUUUUCCUCCCACGGAGCUCAAGAUGGUGCACAUGGUUCCCCAUCCUAGUUCAUUCUCACAACACCCCUGCAAGGUAGGCCAGGCUAAGAGGCUGUCACCCGGUGAGCUCUGUGACUGGGCGGGGAUUCGAACCUCCAGGGCAGUACUUCCCAGUGUUCAGAGAUGGCCAAGGAGUUCCAGCCCAGCCACAUCUGGAGGGCUGUAGCCCCAGAGGGGGAGAACAGCUGCCUUUGUAUGCAGAAGGCCCCGGGUUCAGGCCCCGCUGGCAACUCCAGGUAGGGCUGGGAGAGACUAUGCUGCUGCUGGCUAGGGUAAAGGUAGACUGGACCAUUAGGUCCAGUCAUGGCCGACUCUGGGGUUGUGGUGCUCAUUUCGCUUUAUUGGCCGAGGGAGCCGGCGUACAGCUUCCGGGUCAUGUGGCCAGCAUGACUAAGCCGCUUCUGGCGAACCAGAGAAGCGCACGGAAACGCCGUUUACCUUCCUGCCGGAGCGGUACCUAUUUAUCUGCUUGCACUUUGACGUGCUUUCGAACUGCUAGGUAGGCAGGAGCAGUGACAGAGCAACGGGAGCUCACCCCGUUGCGGGGAUUUGAACCGCCGACCUUCUGAUUGGCAAGUCCUAGGCUCUGUGGUUUAACCCACAGCUCCACCCGCAUCUAAUGGCUAGUGUAGGCAAUACCAGACUGGACAUGCCAGUGGCCUGGCUUGAUAUGACGACCCUUCCUUGGUUCUUCAGUAAAUGGGUGGGGAUUGUGUCACUUUGUGCAGGACAGCUAGCCCACCAGUCUUCCAGCUCAGCAUUGGCCUGUGAGGGAAAGACCCAGAAUGGCCAGUUAGUCAAGGGGUUCUUCCUCUCCCCAAUAACACGGGGUGGGUAACCUGUCUCUCAUCCCUUUAGCCCCCUGUAAUCAAGAGUCACUCCUGGCAACAGUGUUAGAAACAGAGAUAUGAAAGCUAGCAGUUAAAUGGGACCUUAAACCUAGGUUGUGGGUGCAACAACGGAAUGUCCAGGUGUACUUUUUUGUAACAAGAAAACGAAACUGAAAAUGAAUGAACUGCAGCUAAAAUAUUGUGUUCAUUUUUCACAUGGUCUAGUCCUUCCUCUGCCCACCCCCUAUAUAUUCUUAAAAGGGCCUCUUCUCCAGUCUUCAGAGAGUAGCUGGAAGUGGGGAGGCAGAAAAUGGUCCUCCUUUCCUUCCACUCUGCAGUUUUAAUCUAAAAUCUUAGGCCCAGUACUGCACCCAGAGCUUGCGCUAAUGAAAUUCCCUGUUGCAAAAUGCGUUGAGAACCAUGGGAGUUUCGAACACUGUGUGGCAAAGUGGAGGAUUAGAGGGGAGCUCUAGCAGAGCGCUUUGGGGCAACUCUCUUUCCAACAGCAGCUUGUCUGUUGCAGGGGGCAUGCAGGAAGUAACAGUGCCAGAGAAGGGCUGCAGGUGAGUGGCAGAGGCUCAAUCUCUGGCAUCUCCACAUAGGGAUGAGAAAAGACUCCUUGUCUGAAGUCUUUUGAAAGCUGCUGCCAGUCUGUGUGGACAAUACUGAGCUACAUAGCCCACAGUAUAAGGCAGCUUCUUGUGUUGGAGAAGGGCUGCAGCUCAGUGACAGCGUAUUUGUUUUCCAUGCGGAAGGUCCAGCUUCAAUCCCCAGGUAGGUCUGGGAGAGACUCCAUGUCUGAAAUCCUUGCAAGUCACUACCAGUCUGUGGACAAUACUGAGCUAGUUGGACCAGGAGCUUCCUGUGUCUCUGCCCUUGUGCUAAAGCUGAGGAGGGGGAACCUGCAGGCCUCCAGAUAUUGCUGGACUCCAACUUCCAUCGUUCCUGCCCAUAGGCCAUAUCUGCUAAAGCUGAUAGGAACUGCAGUCCAGCAGCAUCUGGUGGAAGGCCACAGGCUCCCAGUCUCUGCAGUAGUAGAGCUCUCAGCUGAUGCUGUUUAUUUUAUAGCAAGUAAAUUUAUUCUGGGAUUCCUAGUUCUUCUGGUAUUAAAAAGCAGAGGUGAACUAGUCCUUCUGCUGUAACCCUGUGGAAGCUACUGCAAUUUGGCAUUGUUUUAAUGUUGGGUGUUGCAGUAAGAAUCUGAUUUCCUUCCCCUGCCCACUUUUCUUUCCUUAGGCCCCAGACGAGUGUGCAUUGACUGCGUUAGCAGAGGCACUGCAGCAAAACAACAUCGAUCACAAAGUGUGGGUUGAACAGCCAGAGAACAUUGUCACUUGCAUUGCCCUCCGCCCAUACCCUAAGGAGCACGUACACCAGUACCUGAAGAAAUUCAAACUGCUGAAAUGAUCUUAUAUAUUUCUGGCCCUAUUCAGGACUGGCCAAGAAAAUCCAGUUCUCAGGUAGGCGCUUGUGGCCGAGAGUUUGUGGACAAUUUGCAGUACCAUGGUGAAGUGCAAUAACUGAAUCGGGAACCAUCUUUUCAUUGCAUGUUGCUGGUAAUUGUGGUUUCAACUGAUGUGCAUCUCUGCAGAUGAUUAAAGAAGGGUUUGUUCAGACCGAUAUAGAGCUGGGGUUCUUUUAUUUUAGCACAAAACACCUCUCUUAUUUUAAGAAGAAACUCUUGAUGCACACCUUGAUCAAUUUAAAGAUGAAAAAACCAGAGGCAGGAUUCUGGGUGACAUUGAUCUGUGCCUGCUAAAAUAUUCUUGGGGGUUUGAAAGCUGACAGCAGUAUUCACUUUAGAGAGAAAAAAUAUAGGGCUGUGGGGGGAAAUCUGUGGCCUCACAGGUGGUGUUGCUGGCAGCGUAGCCAGUGAUCUGGGCUGGCUAGGAAUUCCAACAUCUGAAGCAGUGGGGAAGCUUACAUGCCAACAUCUUGAGGGUCAACUCGCAUCAUCAUCUUUGACCUGCAGCCACGCUGGCUGGGGCAGAGGAAAGUUAGAGGCCUACCACAGUUGCAAGGCCACAUGCCCCCCACUCUGUUUUAUGUCUUGUUGCCUAGGAAUUCCUUUUCCUUUAUUAGCAUUGUCGCCAAGAUUGCACACAUGGGAGGGGACAGCCAAGUAGAUUGCUGUAAGGCAAAACUUGAGGUUAUAGUUGUCUCUUGGACUGAUGCUAUACUUUUAUGAAAACAAAGCUUGCUCAUUGACACUGAUUGUUGCGCUAAGCUCAGAAGUGGGCUAUCGAACAAUGAAGGAGGCCAUUUUUUGGGGGGGGUAAAGGCUUGGAAAAUGGGUUGGGGUGGUUGUCUGCUUUUCACAAGUAUGUAGGAAUCUCAAAGGCCUUACUGGAAUCUUAAAAAGUUUCUGACAGAAUCACUCACCAAAGGUGCCAAGUAAACUUAGCAAUAUUCUUAGGGAUUGCAAACUGGUUAAAAUAAGCCUUUGCCAACUUGCUUCUCUCCGAACUGUUUUGGAUUGUAACACCCAUUGACCACAGUACUAGCUAGCUUCUGUGAAGUCUGCAAGCUGGACAUGAGCGCAACAGCAUUCUGCCCACCUGAGUCCCAGUAGCUGGUAAUCGGGGGCACAAUGCCUCCAACAUUGGAGUCCAAAAUCUGGAGGACCGUGGAAGUAUUUCAAGACAGAGCAAGUGAAUAACACUCUUUCUUCACAGCAGGCCUUUGAGGUGCUGCUUCACACCUUUUGCUGUGCUCUGUAUUCCACAACCGUGUGCAAGAACCCAUUCUCCUCAAAAUGCAACACUCAGUCACUCUGGCUGCAUAUUUCUGAAGUGUCUUGGGCAUUUAAUUCACCACCUGUUUCAGUCUGGCUGUGAAAUUCCUAGCCAUGCAAUACCUAGAUUUGUUAUUUGGGAUUCUUAAGUUUAACUACUUAAGUGUGUUUAUAGCCUUGGAAGGCACCAGAGCUUGUGGCAGCUGGAAUAGUUUGUUUCCACUCCCCUUUUAUUUCUGGGGAAGGUGAUGUGCCAGACGAGUGCUGAAGCCCCACACAUUCCUUGUUGUGGCCUGGGGUCUAGGAGCUGCCAUGCUUUGAAACUCAGCAGCUACUUGGACCAAGCUGCUCCCUAGAAUCUGUUACAGAGCCAGGUUAAUAAUGUAAGCAAUAACUUGGAUGUUACGUUCAGCAACAUGGUGGGGUUUCAGUUCUCUUCCGAGUGCUUCACGCCGGUGCUUGUGAGGGUUUCUGCAGGAUUGUGUGUGAAUGGCAAAGCAAGGAAGGAUUAAACCUCCCCAGGCCCCUGGCUGCAACAGGAGGGAGUAAAGCAUGUUGUAGAGGCUCUGAGGCUGAAUCAUAGCCCUGCCCCAGCUUCAUAAAAACUCCAGUACAUGUGUGAAAGAGCAAGGAAGGAGUGUUGCUCUGUAUAGCAGAUCUCGGCAGCUGAGGGUAGGCUCAGAGGUGCCCUGAAGUGUACACUUUAAUAACUGUAGCAUGGUCAAGAGGACUGCUAUGCAACAAUUUUUUCCUCCACACCCAGGUCUAGCGCUACUAUCGCUCUUUCCAGAAACCAUGCAAAAUGUGUUCUAUAAGGAUCUAUAAGCUAAGCUGGGAUUGGUGAUGAUGGUGGAACUGGCAUAUGGCGGCUGGCAGUCACAGAAAGCGUCCUAAAGUGUUAACAAACAGCUAACUGAGAGGGGUUAAAUCUAAAGCUUCGCCCUCAGUUAUUUGGUUUACAUUUGUCAAAUUUGUUUUGCAACCGCAGGUAGCAGUCCUUCCUCCAGAUCUCCAUCAUCCAUUAUGGACUGGUAUACCGUUUUUUGUGUCCUAUAGCUUGAAUUCUAGAAUUCUUUCUUGGCCUUCCAUAAGUGCUGUUGCUAUUUGGGUUUUUCUUUCUGUGCGCAUUUGCAAGCAGCAGUGGAACUCAGUUUGUAGUCAAGCUUUGUUAAAUGCGUCUUGUUUGCUACUAGGUGCUUUUUGUUUAUCUGAAAAAUCUCAAUAAAAAUAUUUAAAAGAC